Messenger RNA from Aspergillus neoniger CBS 115656, 2780 nucleotides. Its product is annotated as transcription factor TFIIIB subunit BRF1. Gene Ontology annotation, biological process: DNA-templated transcription initiation; transcription preinitiation complex assembly; transcription by RNA polymerase III. Gene Ontology annotation, cellular component: nucleus; transcription preinitiation complex; transcription factor TFIIIB complex. Gene Ontology annotation, molecular function: RNA polymerase III type 3 promoter sequence-specific DNA binding; TBP-class protein binding; RNA polymerase III general transcription initiation factor activity. The record is from RefSeq and is a predicted model, not a curated record. Lineage: Eukaryota; Fungi; Ascomycota; Eurotiomycetes; Eurotiales; Aspergillaceae. Bases 408 to 2666 code for a protein of 752 amino acids. The transcript has a single exon.
CUUCCCUCUUUCAUCAACUACCUUUACUUAGACUCCCCAGCUGCGGGUUGAUUUCUAUACCCAAUUUCCUCUUCACUAUUUCUAGUUGGUCAAGUGAAUACGGGGUUUUGGUUAUCUUUCACCCGUAUAACACCUCUGCCAACCCCCCCUGAUAACAUCUUGAAACCCCGCCGGAGUGUUCUUUGUGCGGUUUGUUCGCUCUUAUAGCCCCUCCGUCUGGCUCGUCGCUGCACCUUCAGCUCGACGAUUGGACCACGCUUCGUCCAGGAUCAUUGUGUGGACCAUAUAGGCAUGAUAGACCCUGUGUGAUCAAUUGUCUAUUCUUCUUCAUCUUAUUGGACCAACCUACUACCACCGCUCGUGGACAUCAUCGACCCCCCCAACAGAGCCAUCCCGUCGCAUUUACAAUGUCCGUCCCUAGGCCUGGGAUGCGUGCUCCCAUUCCCCCACGCGGCGGCCCAAGGCCACCUAUGGGAAGACUAGCCAGUCUGAAAUCGCCCAAUCCAACUCCAAUCAGGCGUCCCCAGCCAAUUUCUCGGCCUCAGCCUGCCAGGCCAACUACCCACCCCAAAACCUCAACUUGCCCUAACCCGGGCUGUCCUGCCCCUCACAUCGUAGAGGAUGACGGCCAGAAGGUUUGUUCCGGGUGUGGUACUGUCAUCAGUGAAGCAAACAUCGUCUCCGAGGUUACUUUCGGGGAAUCGUCGUCAGGUGCAGCAGUCGUUCAGGGUACCUUUGUCGGCGAAGAUCAAUCCCAUGUCCGCAGUUAUGGCCCUGGCUUUCAGCGUGGAGGCGCCGAAAGCCGCGAGAUUACGGAACAAAACGGUAACCGCUACAUCACUCAGCUAUCUCGUGCCUUGACUAUCCCAGAGAGUGCCAUGAAGGCUGCUGGUCAGGUGUUCAAGCUGGCAGUCGGGUUGAACUUCAUUCAAGGUCGAAGGACCAAGACUGUAGCUGCUGUGUGUUUAUAUAUUGCUUGUCGUCGCCAGGAUGGCAACACUAUCAUGCUCAUCGAUUUUGCCGACGUUCUAAUGAUCAACGUCUUCAAGCUAGGCCGGACCUACAAAGCACUACUUGACGAGUUGCGUCUAGGUGGUAAUGUCUUUCUGAUGAAUCCGAUUGACCCGGAGAGUUUGAUCUACAGAUUUGCCAAACAGCUUGAAUUUGGGUCGGCUACCAUGCAAGUGGCGAGCGAGGCGGUCCGUAUCGUACAGCGGAUGAACCGCGAUUGGAUGACGACAGGUCGUCGUCCCGCUGGUAUUUGUGGUGCCGCCUUGAUUCUUGCAGCCCGCAUGAACAACUUUCGUCGCACUGUUCGAGAGGUUGUCUACGUCGUCAAGGUCACCGAGAUCACUAUUAGCCAGCGUUUGAACGAGUUCAGCUCCACCGAAAGUGGUGAACUUACAGUCGACCAGUUUCGUUCCGUGCAGCUGGAAAACGCGCAUGACCCACCUUCUUUUGCCAGGGCUAGAGAAGGACGAAAGCCAUCACGCUCUUUCAAGAGACGGCCCACGGAAACGGCUGCCGAGAUGGAGAGUGAUAUACAGGAAGCACAACAACAUAGGCGUGUCGACUCAGACGGGUUCGCUAUUCCUAGUCUUCCUAUUGAUCCGGCAUUAUUAGCAGCCAGCAGCGGUCAACGUCGCCAAUCGACUGCCUCUGCUGCAAGCGAAACCAUUUCGGAUGCUGGCGAGGAGCACACCAAGUCUGCUCGCCAGAAAGGUCCGAAGAGACCCCCGCUUCCAGCACCUUCACCAGAUCAAAUUGCAUCGGAGGAGGCCUUGGAGAAUGAAAUGACCGCGCUGUUGUCCAAAGGAUCGAACAUGUUUGACACCAGUGCCGGUCCUCCGAGGAAGGUCGUCUCUGACAAUACAGAGAUCGACGCUGCGGAGUUUGAAUCGGAUCCGGAGGUGUCUAACUGUUUGCUUUCUCCUGCGGAAGUUGAGAUUAAAGAACGGAUCUGGGUCCAUGAGAACAAAGAUUAUCUUAGGACCCAGCAAGCUAAAGCGCUCAAGCGAGCUCUGGCCGAGGCCGAUUCCCACCCUGGCGCGGACGGUCGCGUGCACAAGCCGCGGAAACGCCGCCGCGGUAGACUGGGCGACGUUACUUAUCUUGAAGGCGAAGGUGAAGACGCCGAUGGCCGCAGCACUCGGGCUUCCACCCCUGCCGAAGCUACCCGUCGGAUGUUGGAGAGAAGAGGGUUCAGUAAAAAGAUCAACUAUCGUCUUUUGGAGUCACUAUUUGGCGAUGAAGGGGCCGACGAGGCCUCCAAACCUAAGGAAGAAAGUUUGAGCCGAAGCCAGAGUCGCAGCCAAAGUGUUGUGUCACGCCGCAGCGCCAGUAUCGAGCCAGAGGCGGCCUCGAGGCGUACCCGGCUUGCAACCCCCUCAAGUGGCCAACCUGCUGGUGCUUCUUCCUCUACCGCGGGUCCGGCGCGUGGCCCAGUGGCCCCUGCUGCUCAGGCCCUGACGGAUCAAGGUGGGAAAGCGAGUCAGAAUGAGCAAGUCCUCGGUCCCGCAGAUGGAGCAAAGAACGAGUACUCGGAUGACGAGCAAGAGGAUGACUACGACGACGAGGAUGACAUGGAGGAUGACGGAGUUGACGCGGCGCUUGCUGGAACCUAUGGUGACUAUUAUGACGAGGGGAGCGAUUAUGGCAGUGAUUAAAGUUGCGAUGAUAGCAGGGUUGUAUUUCACCGCAAGGCAUGUACAUAGAGUCCGGCGCCAAGUCGACGGGAAUUUGAUACCCAGUCAUUCCAGGCUUAAAUCUUGAAAAGCGAG